AACAAAGACGUUACAGAUCAGAUUUUGCACCACGUAAAACUAAAUACCGUAAAGCUCAUAAAGGUAGAGUUCCGGUACGUGUAGGUGGCUCAACAAAAGGUAAUACAAUAGCAUUUGGAGAAUACGGUUUAAGAGUUACAUAUGGAGUACGUCUAACUUCAGCUCAGUUGACAGCAGCACGUAAUGCAUUAAAACGUAAGUUAAAACCAAUAAAAGAAGCAAAACUUUGGAUGAGGGUUUUUCCAGACAUUCCAGUUACUGCUAAAGGCAAUGAGGUUAGGAUGGGUAAGGGUAAAGGAUCAUUCGAAUAUUGGGCUUGUCGUGUACCGAUGAACAAGAUUGUGUUUGAGAUAGGUGGUGGAAAUAUGAGAAGAGAAGUAGCUAAAGAUAUUUUGAAGAUGGCAUCUGAUCGAUUACCAGUGGUGACUGAAUUUGUAGAAAUUGAUCGGAAAGUUGCU
Molecule: messenger RNA, 458 nt
Organism: Entrophospora candida
Lineage: Eukaryota; Fungi; Glomeromycota; Glomeromycetes; Entrophosporales; Entrophosporaceae
Source: the annotation of a GenBank genome assembly